CGGGUUCCCGGCGAGGGCUCCGCUUUCCCUCCGGGUCCUCCGCGGGAAGCGCCAGAAGCGGAGGGAGGAACGCCUACGAGGGUUGCCACCGGCUCAGUUCGAUAGGGGAUGCCGAAGAACGCGCGUCGUCGUUCACCGCGGCUUCACAUAUUUUAAUUUGCGACAGCUCGGAAGGCAAAGAAAGAUUCGGAGACUCGGGUGAAAGUGUAGCUGCGUUGGUGAGAUCCGAAUACCCCGAGGUUCCCAUUGUCACGUAUUAGCUAUUUCGAUUUUUCAAAAUUUACCAUAUUUUUUUCUUUCGAUCCACCACCUCGUCUUCGGAAUAAUUGACGCUGAGUGUUUUUUAUCACGCGACUUCUCGUAUUUCUUUCACCUUUCGUGGACUGGCUGGGAGAAGAGACGAAACGUUGACACUUGUUCACGAAUGAUUUUUGAGGAAACUGAAUUACCGACGAAUUGGUGGAUCGUUGAAAUCAAAGAUUCGUGAGAUAUAAGAAGAGUAGAAAAGAACCAUCAAGCCGCGUUCAACUGUCCGAACUCUUUGAGGAUUUUAUCGACCGAGGAAGCAGAAUGUAGACAAAGAAGAAAACCAAUCGAGUUCCGAAAUUCAAAGGCGGUCACUCGAUCUGCAUAAAUCGACUCGCGCUAUUUCUUCCUGGUCUUUGUGUUCGGUUUCUCUUUUCUUAUUUCUUCGCGCAAAAGUGCGAGCCCGUAUUCGUCCGGUCCGAAAUUAGGCGGGAAGAAAAAACGUCACCAUGAGGAAAAGGAAGCUGCCUCGAAUUCAGAGGUAGAAGAAUCCACGGUCUGCAAGCUCUCUGCAACAAGAUCAAGAUUGGCGGGUGGUUUGACGCCCCGCGGGGUGGAGAGCUACCGGUUUUCCCAUCAGCCCCGGGUCCAUGGCCCCCGGCUGGUCACGCCUUCGCUGGUGGUGGUUCACCGCUCUGAUCCUGGCCGUAUGGUGGCCGAGACCAAGGGCCGACUGGACUCGCCCCGAGACCUCGGAGCAUCGCCUGGUGCCGAGGGAUUCUCAGCGAGGAAACGAGGUCCUAAUUUACCUCAGAGAACAGUGCGAUCACGGGACGAACGUCACGGAGAUCGGCGCCCUCCUCAGUCGCUACAAUUCGACUCUGACCCUCAGCAUGCUGCCGAAAUCCGUCACCUGCGAGACUCGCUCCCGAGGGCUUGGUGCACUCGUCAACGCCCUGGGACGCAACACCACCCGGGCUCUGAUCGCAACCGUAGAACCAGACACGUGCGAAGUUGCCGCCAGGCUUGCCGACCUCUGGGACAAGCCACUGAUUACGUGGACCUGUCCGCUGAGAACUGUGGAAGAGACAGACGUAUCCUCGGUUAUCAGACUAUCUCCUUCACUUCCGGCGAUCGCACAAACUUUGGCUGAAAUUCUUGUACAUUUUCGUUGGAAGUCUGUCGCCAUGGUCAGCACAGAUCACGGCAUCUGGCCAAGCCUGGAUCAUGCUAUGGUUGGUUCAUUGCGGAGUAUAGACGCGGUUCCGAGGCACCAUGUGGUCUUGUCGUCCCAUGCAAUGGCGAGACAAAUCCAUGGUGCCCUCAGGCCGCUCCACAACGUCCCUUGCAGAGCAAUCGUCCUGUGUCUUCCACCGGAUUCCGAACUCGCCACUCGAGUCCUGACCGAGCUUGAUGUUAUUCAGGGAAACCAUGCUGUGGCCUCGGCCGUCAUUCUUAUCCAGACCGAGUCCCCGGAUCUUUUCUUGCCGCCUUCGGAAGGCAGCGUAAAUCGCGCCGACAAUGACGGCCCUUCGUCUUCCAAUUUUUCAACCUCUAAUUCGUCGCGCUCCUACUCGGAACCGAAGACCAAAGUGACCGCAAAUACCAGGAGAUUGUCACCUUCACGAAACCUCAGUGACACCAUCCGGGAGAAUUUGCUAGUUAUGGUGCCAUUUGAUCAGAGGCACAAUGUGGAACAGGUUUACAAUGGCAGUCAAACCUACCCGGAGACGACGAUAGUUGCUCGUCUCGAAGAGUGCCUCGAGAUACUGUCGAGCAGUAAUCAGGACGACGUCAAUUCGUACAACAAAAUUUACACCUACGUUCUGCUAGACUGGCGCGACAAUGGGUGGAAACCAGUCCUGAAGGUCACAAAGUCUGAAAAUGAGAUGGUCGUCAUCGAGAUCAGCAAGGACGUCAGAACCGAUGAUGGAGUCUUCGAACCACCUUGCGACGAGGACAGAGAAUGCCCUGAUGGUGUUGACCCCUUCCGAAUGGCCCACGUGAUACUGAUUAUACUGGUUUCGAUAUUCUUCGCAUUCGUCGCCAUCACGACAACGGCUUUAGUCAGGAAACACCUGCUAAAGAAGAGGAUGUCGAAGGGUCCUUACAAGAUCAUCUUAACUGCCAGUGACUUCGUAUUUCCUCAGGUUCAUGACUCGCGUCGGGUCGACGAAGGAAUCGAAGCUAUGCUUUGCUGUUGGCUUCAGCAGUUGCAGGAAUUCGGUGGUCCUGAAGUUGACAAGCCGGACCUUCUUCAGGGUAGCGUUGGCUCUUUGAAACCUCACCUGCAGGCGAGCACCGGAAGCUUGGCACGCCAUACGAUCUUCAAGGAUCACCGAGCUCGCUACAAUGGGGACUUGGUUGAGCUCAAAGAGAUUCCUUGUCAAGGAGCGUUCGAGCUGAAAAGCAAAGCCAUGGACGUGAUAGUCACAAUCCACGGACUGAGACACGAGAACUUGAAUCCACUGAUAGGAUGCUUGACGGAACCAACCAGGCCUUGUCUUGUGUCCGAGUAUUGCUCCCGGGGAUCUUUGGAGGACGUUUUGGUCCAAGAUGAAAUAAAGCUUGAUUGGUCGUUCCGGUUGUCCCUGCUGACGGACCUAGUGCGGGGGAUGAGGUAUCUACACAGCAGCCCAAUUCGUAUUCACGGAUAUUUAACCUCGAGGAACUGCGUCAUAGACGCACGCUGGGUUCUAAAAGUAUCGGAUUAUGGGUUGCCGCCUUUUUACGACGCCCAGAAUGUUGUUCCGCCGGCGAAAACGGCCAGAGACCUGUUAUGGACGGCUCCGGAACUCCUCAGGCAUUCCGGGUUGAGGAAGAGAGGCACACAACCCGGGGAUGUUUACAGUUUUGGGAUAAUCAUGCAGGAGGUUGUUGUGCGAGGCGCACCCUUUUGCAUGCUCGGAUUAUCUCCCGAAGAUAUCAUAGAAAAAGUGAAAAGACCCCCACCCCUGAUAAGGCCGUCGGUAAGCAAAGGAGCAGCGCCUCCGGAGGCAAUAAAUAUCAUGAGGCAAUGUUGGGCCGAGGCGACCGAUCUGCGUCCGGAUUUCAACGCGGUCCAUGACCUCUUCAAAAAGCUGAAUCACGGAAGGAAGGUGAAUUUCGUCGACACGAUGUUCCAAAUGCUCGAAAAAUACUCCAACAACUUGGAGGAGCUCAUCAGAGAACGGACCGAGCAGUUGGACAUGGAGAAAAAGAAGACCGAACAGCUGCUGAACCGUAUGCUGCCCAGCUCUGUCGCGGAGAAACUUAAACUCGGUGAGCCGGUGAACCCCGAAGAAUUCCGCGAAGUGACUAUAUACUUCUCGGACAUCGUCGGAUUUACCACCAUAUCAGCGUACUCAACUCCGUUCCAGGUUGUCGAUCUCCUGAAUGACCUCUACACCUGCUUCGAUGCCACCAUAAACGCGUACAAUGUCUACAAGGUGGAAACGAUAGGUGACGCUUACAUGGUGGUCGGUGGAUGUCCGGUGCGAAUACCGGACCACGCGACCCAGAUAGCGACGAUGGCUUUAGACCUGCUUCACCAGAGCGGGAAGUUCAAGCUGCGACACUUACCAAAGACGCAGCUGAGGCUGAGGAUUGGGCUACACACCGGUCCAUGCUGUGCGGGAGUCGUUGGACUUACCAUGCCUCGGUACUGCCUCUUCGGCGACACCGUCAACACCGCUUCGAGGAUGGAAUCGACCGGUGCUGCUUGGCGAAUCCAUAUGAGUCAGGCGACUCGUGAUCGGCUAACGCAUGUCGGCGGCUACCAAAUCGAGUAUCGUGGAAGAACCGAGGUCAAGGGAAAGGGAAGACUGCCAACCUAUUGGCUCCUGGGAAAGCAGGGAUUUGACAAGGAACUGCCGACGCCGCCGCCUCUCGGGGAGAGUCACGGGCUAGACGAGAGUUUGAUAAUCGGUAACAUGCCGUUGGGGGACCAAUCUGGACUGGAAACGCCUCAAAUAAUGAGCACUGCGUCCGACGACGAAAGUUCGGGAGAGUGCAGCGCUUCAUUGGCGACAACGCCAGCAGGAACGGCCUCUCCAUCCGGAAUGAAAUUGUCCGGAGGAACGGAACACCUUCCUCAAGACAGAUUCGAGGCGCGGAAUGCAUUUACGAGGAGAGUUUCGGCAUCCGUACAUGACGAGAAGACCCUGACGACAAGCUUCUCCCUGAAGUCCAGCGACGCGGUUGAAAUUCUUCGAGACAUCGUGAAGACUCCGGAGUAUAACUCAAGCGCCAAUGUCACCAAAAGCACAUCCGGCGACACUCAACUGUCACUCGGCACUCCGGUAUCGGCAACCGAAGUCGCCGCCGCUCUUCUCGGCGCUUCUACAACCUCUUUGACCUCCGUUACUGGAUCCGCUUUUCGCGGAAGGCACAGAAGGGUUGGCGUCAUCGACGAGGAUGAUCUCAGUACGCCUUACAAUCAUUACAGAUGUCUUUCGCCCAAUGAACACUAUGGGAAAAGCAGCGGUUGUCGAUUGCUGAAGCGACAAUUCAGCCUCGACCGUGCGGAUGAGCCUUCGUCACUAACGGAGCCGCAAUUGUGCAGACAAACGCCUCGGCUAUACAAGCAAAACAGCGCCGGGGCCGCAAACGACCUUGAACGUAUCGAAGAACACCCGGCAACUCCUGGUCCUCAGAUAUACCGACACGCAGCAUCAAUGUCUCUGUCCGUAGAGUCGCUGUCUUUGCACUAGACAACGGUCUUCAAGGUCCGUUCGAAACACUUUCAAAAAUCAAUCCAAAUCCCAAAUUUCGGAUAUCGCUCUUGCCUUGAAUUACAGAGCCUCUGAUUUGAUUACUUGAAUUUUGGAGCGAAAACUGUGGAGGACGAUGAAAGUCUCAAAAUAUACUGCGAAGGACAAUUAUUUAUUAACUACGUCUAGUGUGGAUAUCAAUCGAUAUAUAAUCAAUGAUACAUAAUGCAUGAUAGAUGGUAGAUCCUUGAGAGUGCUUCAAAUCCGUCUCAACCCGUCCGAAAGAGAAUGCAAAUCCAAAUGUUGAUACUAUUCUUGUGUAAAAAACAAGGAAUCAAUCGAUAUUUUCCAACAAUUAAAAACAGAAGCGUAACUAUUGUUGAAGUCGGUUUCAUUUUUUUUUCAAUAUUUUUCAAUCGAUGCAAAUCUGUGAAAAAAAAACUUCACCUCUUUCGAAACGGUUUAGAAAAUAGAUACAACAACUUAUUCGAAACAUUUGCGAAAGUUUGCGGAUUUGUAGACUACCAGUAAUCAUAAUAAUAAUCAUAACAACCUGCGAGGUUGAGACGGUGUAAAAGGGCUCUUAGCGAUUAGCGGAACUCUUAAGUGUGACUACAAUAAAUGUGUGAAAGGGUGAAGCUUGCGGUGAUUGGAACACCUUUCCUCUAUUAUUUUAUUAAGUAUUUUCCAACGGCUGCAAGCUUCGCCCUAAUCCUGCGUCAGCAAUAAGUGAAAAUAAUAAAAGAAUAGAAAUAUUUUGACACAUAAUGAAGUAAAAGAAAAUAAAUACAUACACUAGUAGUGAUAGUAAAAAUGAUAAUGAUAAUGAUGAAAAUUAAUUCAGCCAAAAUGGCACUUGUAAUGGAAGUUCAAAUUAUAUACUGCAUUAUACAUAAAUGUAUAUGUAAUAUAUCUAUAUACAUGUAUUUGUAUGGAAGCGAACGAGGUGAUCAAAAUUCCGCCUCCCUCAUUUGCGUAUAAUGCAAUUUUUAAGAAGUGAAAUAAUCAUAAUAAUAACAAUAGUGAUAAUAAUUACUUAUACGUAAGAUUCAUCAAUUUCAAUCACUGGUUUAUAACACCAUCAAAAAUGUAGAGGACAAUCGUUAGUCGACUUGGAAAAGUUCGUCGGCUGUUGGAUAUAAUAUUUCUUUCUACAUAUAUGUAUUCCGAAUUUUCUAUUCUCAUUAUGGGAAACUAUGAUCGCGAAAAAAGCAAAUGUCGAGACACUCAAAGUUUUUAGUACGAUUUUAAAAUCAGUCUCAAAUUUCUAUCCCGUCAAUUGUACUAUUCAUGAAACGAAAAAAACAUCAUUCAUCAAAUUUUUCAAAAAUCACCGAAUGAUACCGUCGAUUGAGCGAGGGCAAAAAUUUGUUAUUCAGUUACCGUCGGGAAAAGUUUCAAGUUACAUCUGUUCUGUUGAUGUAGAAAGUCGUGUGUGAUUAAUCGUUUUGUGCUGAUAAAAGUAUUUUUUUAAAUUUUUUUUCAUCCUUCUCUCUCUCUCUCUCUCUCGCUUUUGCAAACAAAUCGCAGCUUGUUGUCGCUUUGAGGAUUCUUGGGGAUCCCUUCUCUUGGUAUUUUAUUCACGAAACGUGCGGAUCGAGUUAGAAAUGGCGAGGCACUCAAGAGAGUAGAUCACCGCUGAAAAUGAACUCGAAAAAUGAAUCGCUUUUCUUUUUCCUUCGGCCAAUCUUCUUCUGCACAAAAAUUUGCGGGAAGGUUAUUGCAUCGUACGUACAAUAAAGAACGUGAUAAAAUUGCCUCUUGAUGGUAGUAAAAUUGUAGAAAGAAAAUUUUUAAGCCAUAGAAGUACCUGAUACUACAAAUGAAAAUAUCUUUUUCUCGCCUGUCAUCAAACUGUUCAAUAACAAAUUUUAAGGAACGAAACAAAUUAGUUGACAAUUAUUGUAAGGAAUAAAUUUUUCAAUACGAAUUUGGGAAAAGUGGUGAGUAAUCGAAAAUUCGGAAUGUAUAUACGAUGAAAUCGAACGCCGAUCAACUGGUUCUAGAAGUAGGACCGUGUAGUAAAUGAAAUGUUAAUAUAGGCACUGUAUGGAUAUUCUUACAACUGGUGUUACCGUAUCAUAAAAAUUAUUAAAAUGGAUACAAUAACCCGAAUAAUUCUAUAUUGAAUGUUAUAAAGAAAAAAAAAAAAAAAAAAUCUUAUACAUAUACAAAGAAGAAGAAAAACUACAAAAUUUAUAAGUAUUUACAUGUUGUUGAAUAGUUGGUGUUAUACAAUAUAUUACAGGUAUAUUUAAAUAUACAGGAUGAUUAAUAAACACGUGAACUACAUAUAUAGAUAAUAUUAUGUAUAGAGUCCCCGCAAUAUAUCUAUAAUAUCUUUACAUAAAUAAAUAUAAUAUACUCUGUAAAUAUAUAUAGCUUGUAUUUUCUAAGACCACGCGAAAAAUGUUUAUAUUUUCGACUAUUUCUUACUAUAUUAUUUUACGUUUUAACGUGUACGAAUAUAGUUGUAUUUAUACAUGUAUAUUAUAUAAUACUUACAGCUAUUGUAUUAUUAUUAUUAAUUCUCGGUACGAUGUAUCGGCAUAAGUACACGAAUGGUAUCUUUAUUCGGUACCGUAAAAAAAAUUUCUAACCUCGAGUACGACGAUAAUCUAUACGAUGUUGAACAAAACAUUAUGAAAAAAAAAAAAAAAAAAAACACUCAUCCAGGAAAUGUAUCAGUAUUAAUUUUUCAGUCGCUAUGUAAAUGUACAAGAAAAUUAAUCCAAAAAUUAUCGAAUACAAAAAUAUGCGUUGAAAUUCUAAUCGACCAUUUCAUUUCGUGUACAAAAGACGUCUGUUGCGAUUUUUUCAUCAACAAUCCGUAACCGAAUAAAACUCCUCAUAUACUGUAUGAUUUCAGGUAAUUUACAAACUUGAUCAGCGAUGUAAUAAUAACGUAUAUUACGUAUUAUUCUAAUCGGAUUUAAAGAGAGUAAAAAGAUGGGCAGACACUACACGAAGAAAAAGAGCAUGAAAUACAACGGAGAUACAAUUAUAUUUAUUCAUCAAUGUUAUAAUAAUUGUAAACACGUUUAUAACUAUAAGAAAACUUUUACUGUGAAUUAACUCCGUAUUUGUAUAACCAUGAUUAUUAUAUAUAUUUUAGACACCCUGUUGAAAAAAGACGUGAAAAAUGGAAGAAAAAUUGGUCGGAUAUUUAUGUGUAACAAUGCCCUGCGCACUUGACAGCAAUAAAGAUGAUCGCGUUGAGAUAAACGAAGAUCCAUUGGAGAUGCAAAAUUUGGAAGAAGGAAAAAAUGGAACCAAUCUUAAAACAUCCUUCGGUCUAUCAUCUCAUUUCCGACAAAUAAUUCAAAGGCCUGAAGUGGGGCCCAUUUCUCGGAAUUGUCUUAGAUUACCUCAUCCUUCUUCCUCCACCCACCC
Molecule: messenger RNA, 8330 nt
Organism: Neodiprion virginianus
Lineage: Eukaryota; Metazoa; Arthropoda; Insecta; Hymenoptera; Diprionidae
Product: retinal guanylyl cyclase 2
Exons: 25
Coding region: 897-4937 (1346 amino acids)
Biological process (GO): protein phosphorylation; receptor guanylyl cyclase signaling pathway; intracellular signal transduction
Molecular function (GO): peptide receptor activity; ATP binding; protein kinase activity
Source: RefSeq, a predicted model, not a curated record